AUGCAAACCCAGUCAUCUUUACAUCGGCUACACCACGGUCGAUUGCGUAUCUGGAUACUCGCCUUUGCGCCUAUACUCAGUCUCGUCCUGCUCUGGACAUGGCUACGAAGACCGAAUUCGCUUUUGCUUGAUCAGUACUUCUCUACAGACGGAAAAGGUGCCGACGACGGCAGCAUCAAUAAUGUUAAGCCAAAACCUAUUCCAGAAAUGGACGAGAUCCUCGUCAUCCUCAAAACUGGCGUGACAGAAUCCUUGAGCAAAGUACCAGUUCACCUUGAAACAACUCUCUCCUCCAUCCCGCACUUUGUCGUCUUUUCAGACUACGAAGAGGAAAUAGCUGGUAUUCGGACGCACGACGUCCUACGCGGAAUCGAUGAAGCCACCAAACGCAAAGUCCCCGAAUUCGAGCUCUACAAUCGUAUUCGUGAGCAUGGACGCGAUGCAUUGACGCCCGCCGAUUAUGGUGAUGACUCUAAUGGGCCCUGGGGUCGUCAAAACAACCCGGGCUGGAGGCUGGAUAAAUGGAAGUUUCUGCCUAUGAUCCCCGCGGCACUGGAUUACAAACCAGAUGCGAAGUGGUUUGUGUUCAUGGAAGCUGAUUCAUAUAUCUUCUGGCCAAAUCUUGUGGAGUGGUUAUCGCAAUUGAAUCACGAACAGGAUUGGUAUCUGGGAUUCCCCAUGCAGAUCGGCAACACGAUUUUUGCGUACGGCGGUUCUGGGUUCGUCGUUUCCAACCCGGCCAUGCGCAAAACGGCGCAGUAUGUCGAGGAACAACCGCAGACGGAGAUCGAUAACUAUACAGCUACGCAAUGGGCGGGCGAUUGUGUAUUGGGUAAAAUGUUUCGUGAUGCUGGCGUAGGACUUCACUGGUCUUGGCCCAUGUUUCAGGAUUCUAGGCUGUGGGAAAUGGAUUAUUUCGCAACUAUUGGUGGUAGGCGUGCGUGGUGUUAUCCGGUUGUGUCGUAUCAUCAUAUGCAGCCUGAUGAUAUUCGGGGGUUGUAUGAGUUUGAAAGCGAAUGGUUUAAAUCAGGCAACUCGAGCACAAAACUGUUAUUAUUCAGCGACAUGUUCUACCGUCUCAUCCUAUCGGACAUCCUCUCUCUGCGCGAUGGAUGGGACAACGCCGCCGACAACGCCAUCACCAACAAAGAGGGCUCGUCGCUCGUACUUACUUUUGAAGAGUGCAGCAACAUAUGUGCCAAUAACAAGAGCUGUCUUUCAUAUCGGUAUCGUGAAAAUGACAAGAAUUGUUAUGUCUCAUCGGCCGUCAAAAGGGGAACAGCAGCCGAGGGCGUGAAAUCGAAUUGGAUGAUUGAUCGGAUACACAAUAAGAUUCGUGAAUAUGGGGAGACGUGUAAGAAUGUUGAGUUUGUAUUAUGA
Talaromyces marneffei is the source of this 1380-nucleotide messenger RNA. RefSeq lists its product as uncharacterized. The record is from RefSeq and is a predicted model, not a curated record. Bases 1 to 1380 code for a protein of 459 amino acids. NCBI's taxonomy places the organism in Eukaryota, Fungi, Ascomycota, Eurotiomycetes, Eurotiales, Trichocomaceae. The transcript is spliced from 2 exons. Gene Ontology annotation, molecular function: glycosyltransferase activity. Gene Ontology annotation, cellular component: membrane.